Molecule: messenger RNA, 1253 nt
Organism: Rana temporaria (common frog)
Lineage: Eukaryota; Metazoa; Chordata; Amphibia; Anura; Ranidae
Gene: PTGES2
Product: prostaglandin E synthase 2
Exons: 7
Coding region: 40-1245 (401 amino acids)
Cellular component (GO): mitochondrion
Molecular function (GO): prostaglandin-E synthase activity
Source: RefSeq, a predicted model, not a curated record
UGUGUAGCAGGGGGUGGGCGGGGCCAGGCUGCAGGAAAGAUGGCGGCUCGCAGGGUACACGAGUUGGGCGCUCUGUCAUGGCGCCUGGCCGGGCAAUGGAGGGUUGGUGUGGCCGGUCUAGGUAGUGGGCUGGCAGCUGGUGGCACUGUACAGGGCUGCAGAGGAUAUGUGUGUGUGCAGAGCCCGAGGAGCCCUCUAUUUACCUCUCCACACACAGGGCUCACCCCUCUCAGUGCUGGCUGCAGAGGGUACAGGACAGGCUGGAGGGGGCAGGAGGAGGGCAGAGAGGGCAGGAGGGGGUGGGGGGUGAUGGUCGCUGUAGGUGGAGCCCUGGGGGUCAUACACUCCAUGAACUAUGUCCUGGGGGAGCAGAAGACCGAGGAGGAGGAGACACAGGUCCCAGUGGGUGGCGUACAGCUCACACUCUACCAGUACAAGACCUGUCCCUUCUGUAGUAAGGUGCGAGCCUUCCUGGACUAUCACCAGCUGCCGCAUGAGAUAGUGGAAGUCAACCCAGUCAUGAGGAAAGAGAUUAAAUUCUCCUCCUAUAGAAAGGUUCCCAUCCUUUUGGCUAACGCUGGCUGCCCUAUUCAACUAAAUGACUCUUCUGUUAUCAUCAGUGCUAUGAAAACCUUCAUUAUCUCUAAGCAGAAAAGUUUGGAAGAGAUUGUGUCUUAUUAUCCAACUAUAAAAACAGAUGAAAAGGGGAAAGCGGUGACAGAGUAUCAGAACAGAUACUGGCUCAUGCUGGAUGAGCAGGAAACCAAGCAAGUGUAUGCUUCUAAGGAGGCACAGACGGAAGAGAUGAAAUGGCGGCGAUGGGUCGAUGACUGGCUGGUUCACCUAAUUUCACCCAAUGUUUACCGCUCCCCAGGAGAAGCACUUUCAUCAUUUGACUACAUUGUACGUGAAGGGAACUUCGGCUCUGUGGAAGGCCUUUUUGCUAAAUAUGUGGGAGCAGCAGCCAUGUUUUUCAUUGGCAAGAGGCUAAAAAAAAGGCACAACUUGCAAGACGAUGUGCGGCAGGACCUAUACAAAGCUGCUGACACCUGGGUUAAAGCUGUGGGGAAGGACAAAAAGUUCCUGGGAGGCUCUGAGCCAAAUCUGGCAGAUCUGGCUGUAUAUGGGGUCCUGAGAGUUAUGGAGGGAUUGAAAGCCUUUGAUGAUAUGAUGGCAAAUACCAAGAUAAAACCAUGGUACCAAAGAAUGACCAACGCCAUACAAGAAAAAGCUGCUUUGCACUGAGAAAAAAA